CAAAUCCAACUAAACCGGAAGUAUCAUUCUGCACGCAGUAAUCGAGAAAAACAACAAUUUUAGCUUGCAUUACUUGCUGUGCCUAUCAUGAGUACAGGUGGUGACAACACAUGUGAUCCAGUCAUUCUUGCAACUGCAGGUUAUGACCACACAAUUCGUUUUUGGCAAGCACACAGCGGCAUUUGCUACAGAACUGUCCAGCAUCCAGAUUCGGUAUCCUUAGUUCAGGGUACCAGCAUAUUCGUAUGUAUGAUCUCAAUUCAAACAACCCAAAACCAGUUGUAAAUUAUGAUGGAAUUAGUAAAAAUGUCACAGCUGUAGGAUUUCACGAAGAGGGAAAGUGGAUGUAUACUGGUGGGGAAGAUAACUCUGCAAGGAUUUGGGAUCUGAGGUCAAGAAAUUUACAAUGCCAGAGGAUAUUUCAAGUGAAUGCAGCUGUGAAUUGCAUCUGUUUACAUCCAAAUCAGGGAGAAUUGUUUAUAGGUGACCAGAGUGGUUCAAUACAUAUAUGGGAUCUGAAAACAGACAAAAAUGAACAGUUGAUACCAGAAACAGAUGCCUCUAUACAGUCAAUCAGCAUUGAUGCCAUGGGGACCAUGAUGGCAGCAGUCACAAACAAGGGAAAAUGCCAUAUAUGGACAUUGACUGGAGGCAGAAGAGAAGAGCCAACACAACUACAUCCAAAAUCAGAUAUAACAGUUAGCAACAGAUACGCCCUCAAAUGUCUCUUUAGUCCAGAUUCUACGUUAUUAGCAACAACUCUAGCAGACAAUUCAGCAAAAAUCUGGAAAACAGCCGAUCUGACGUUGCAUACAGAACUGAAAGAAAAUUCUCAGAGAUGGGUGUGGGAUUGUGCAUUCAGUGGAGACUCACAAUAUAUCAUCACAGCAUCAUCAGACAAUAUGGCACGGUUGUGGAGUGUGGAUACCGGGGAAGUUAAGAAGGAGUACAGUGGUCAUCAGAAAGCUGUGGUCUGUCUAGCAUUCAGGGACGAGUCUAUACAGUGAUCACAAG
This is a messenger RNA of Mercenaria mercenaria, 1014 nucleotides long. RefSeq names its product target of rapamycin complex subunit lst8-like. Bases 246 to 1007 code for a protein of 253 amino acids. The transcript has 8 exons. The record is from RefSeq and is a predicted model, not a curated record. Gene Ontology annotation, biological process: regulation of actin cytoskeleton organization; TOR signaling. NCBI's taxonomy places the organism in Eukaryota, Metazoa, Mollusca, Bivalvia, Venerida, Veneridae. Gene Ontology annotation, cellular component: TORC1 complex; TORC2 complex. Gene Ontology annotation, molecular function: protein binding.